AUGUCGUCCGCCGCGGCGCCAGACCAGCCGCCGCGCCCCGUGCACUUCGGCAUCCUGGGCUGCGCCUCCAUCGCGCGCAAGCUGGCACGCGCCAUGCUGCUCGCGCCCGGCGCAGCCGUCGCCGCCGUCGGGAGCCGCUCCGAGGAGAAGGCCCGCCUCUUCGCCGCCGACAACGGCCUCGACGUCGCCGCCACCCGCGUCCACGGCUCCUACGAGGCGCUCCUCGACGACCCGGACGUGGACGCCGUCUACCUCCCGCUCCCCACCAGCCUCCACGUGCGCUGGGCCACCGCCGCCGCCGCGAGGGGAAAGCACGUGCUCCUAGAGAAGCCCACCGCGCUGUGCGCCGCCGACCUCGACGCCAUCCUCGCCGCCUGCGACGCCGCGGGGGUCCAGUUCAUGGACUCCACCAUGUGGAUGCACCACCCGCGCACCGCCAAGAUGCGGGAGACCGUCGACGACAAGGACGCCAUUGGGGACAUCAGAACGAUUAACAGUGUGUUCAGCUUCCGAGCAAACGAAGAUCUCCUCGAGAAUGAUAUCAGAGUAAAGCCAGAUCUUGAUGCCCUGGGUGCACUUGGUGAUGUUGGGUGGUACUGCAUCCGUGCAAUCCUGUGGGCUGUUGACUAUGAGUUGCCCAAGACUGUGAUCGCACUGCGUGACCCUGUAAAGAACCAAGCUGGCGUGCUUCUUGCAUGCGGGGCGACAUUGUACUGGGCAGAUGGCAGGACUGCUACCUUCAGCUGCUCUUUCCUGACCAAUCUCACCAUGGACAUCACCUUGGUUGGCACGAAUGGAACUAUCCAUGUCACUGACUUUGUCAUCCCAUACGAAGAGAAGUCGGCGGAGUUCCACGUGGCUUCGAAGUCAAGCUUUGCUGACCUCCACAUUGGAUGGAAUCCUCUGCCAAGCAAACACGUCGUGGCGACGGACCUGCCACAGGAAGCCCUUAUGGUCCAGGAAUUCGCAAGGCUCGUGCAGGGCAUCCGGGAUGCUGGAGGCAAGCCUGAGGGGAAGUGGCCGGCUAUCACCCGGAAGACGCAGCUGGUUUUGGAUGCUGUGAAAGCCUCGAUUGACAAAGGGUCUGAGCCAGUUGAGGUGGCUAGUUAA
This is a messenger RNA of Miscanthus lutarioriparius, 1110 nucleotides long. The record is from the annotation of a GenBank genome assembly. NCBI's taxonomy places the organism in Eukaryota, Viridiplantae, Streptophyta, Magnoliopsida, Poales, Poaceae.